GCUCCUGCAGGCUGCCAGCGCUAACCUCCCGCUUCUUAGCUGGGUUUGCACUACGUUCGGGCUUUUUGAACUCAACAUUCUUCCACAGCCUAGGAGCUGGAGCGGGAGCGCGGCGACAGUGUGCCUCCGCGCGCCCGAGGGGAGCCGAACCCCGGAGGAAGGGGCGGAUCGGGCGCGGUGUUUGGGACGGAGCGGGGCGCGCGGCGCUCGAAGCACCCACUCGGCGCUUUCCGGGGCUGGUGGAGACAGCAUGGGUACUGCUGCGACCGCACCCCUCGAGCUGUAGAUUCGCAGGCCCACGGCAGUCCGACUCGACGGCGUCCCAUUGUGGGUCCAGUCUCUGGUCAUUGGAGGUCUUUUCUUGCAGAUACGCUCAGCUCUCUGGCGCGCGCUCCCUCCUCCACAGAGUUGGCCAAAGGCGCCCUUCUUACAGACCCCAACCACACCCAGUGGCAGAUGGAUUUCUUUGUAACUGGCUUUCUCACUUGUAGGGUCCAUUUUGAGUCUGUUCUUAACAUGGUGUCCUCAUUGUCAAGUAGACAGUCUCUUCCUAGAUGGAUAUGGUAAUGGAAAAUAUAUAGGGUGAAUGUAUAUAAGGUAAAAUGUUGUAACUUUUAAGUAGACCAACGAAACAGAUAUGGUAGCUUUAAGGUGCAGAAUAGAAAAGUUUAGGUUCAGUUUUCUUUUUAGGCUUAAAUUUGGGGGCGUUUAGUAUUUGUGAGCUAUUUUAGCCAAAACAUUCGUAGAGUGUGUUUGGAUAUCAAAAGUCUGUAAACACCAGAAAAAUAAAAUAAGUCAAUAUUUAAGGAAUUCGUAAGAAUGCUGAACUUUGUGUGGUUGUAGCAACUGUGAAACAAGACACCAAACUGUACAUCAGGGUAGGAAUUUCAUUAACUUGAGUGACUUUGUGUUAGGCCUAGUUUACUGUUUUUUGGGUUUUUUUUUAUGCAGCCAGGGAUCUGAUUUGAGUGUACCUUAAAGUUAGUAUUCUCAGGUUGAACAGAUAGAAACCAUUUAAAUUGAGGGAGUGAAAUACCCUGACAUCUUUCAGAGUUUUAACUGCAAAUCCAUAGAAAUGGAUUUAUUAUCUUUUAGCAAAACUAUGUGUUUCUGAUAUUCAUAAAGACAUUGCAUUGUGUUAACAUUUUUCAGGGCGUUAGCAUUUCCUGAGGAUGGUAAGCAUAGUAGACCAUGUUCAUUUUUCUUAAAAUUCUUAUAAGUAAGAUGAGCCUUAGGUUUGUUAGAAAAUUGUUAACAAAAGGGGAGGGAGGGAUAUAAUGCAGGUAUCUGACUUGUUUUGCACAUCCAAAUUACUCAUUGUUGCAGUGAAAAUAAGGAUAGCUAUCAAUUCAAAACGUUAUAUCUGGUUUUAUGGAAGGGUAAAAGGAUAACAACCACAAUGAAUACCUACUAUGUGCAUUGAUAAUGUAUGAGCUUUUAAAUGGUUGAGUAUUUUUUUUUUAUCAUCACAUUUUAAAUCCUAUCCUAUUCUUUCUUACUAGUAUAUGUGGUCCCAAGUUUUUGUAUCUUGAAGCAUUCCAGAGGUUAUGUUUUAGCAUAAAUACACAAUUUGACUUUAGAAUAUGUUUUAAACAUGUCCUUUAAUGUACUUUUAUUGUUUAUUUUUCUGUCUGCAAUUGUUCUUAUGGAAGCAUUGUUUGCUUUAGAUCACUUAAUACAACUUUUUUUUUUUUUGAUGGUAAAAGACUUGAGUCUUGUUCAGUUUCAUUCAGGGACUCUACUAAAAGUUUUGUGAUAAAACACUAUAAGCAGAAGAAAAGAAUUGUGAUGAAGUUGAAAUUUUUAUUAAUUAUCUGAUUUCAGGUGUGUGUAGGCUCUGAGUGUUUUAGUUCUGUAUGGGGGUAUUGGCUUCACACGGUGAGCAAUUUUCAUGGGAUGUUAGCACAAGUGAGUAUAAAGAGGUAGUAUUGUGGUAGGAUAUCUGGCUUAGAAUCAGAUCUAGAUUGUUCUGGGUUUGUGAUUUUGGCAAGAUUCAUUUUCCUGAUCUUGAAAUAAACAAAGAAAGUGAAUUAGAUUGAGCUUAAGCUCCCUUCUAAGCUUUGAGUUUUGUGAUUUUUAUAAAUUUAUGACAUGUUAUCAUGGAGUAACAAUGAAGGGUUAUUCGCCAAAAUUGCAGAGAGUUUUUUUUUUUUUCCCUCUUAAAGUUAAACACAUAAGUUGAAUAUGAAACAUAAUUGAAUCGAGAGUAUAAAAACAUUUUACUAACAGGUUUUGGUCAGUUUUAAAAUCUUGGUCUUCAUUUCCAGAUAUCGUCUCUUCUUUUGAUCACUGUUCCUGAUUGUGGCUUUGUCCAAGCAUUAAAUUGCGUGCCUUUUGUUCCUUGAAGAAGGAGAAAAAGUAAUAUGAUGAAGAAUGAAAACUUCAAAUGUAAUGAAGUGAACAAGAGGCUGCUAUAUGAUGACUGACCAAAAUGAUUUGGAUUAUUCCAUCUUGAAAAAUUCUGGUGCUAACAAGUCUCAACUCGGCCCCUGGACCCAGCUCAAAACUCUGGAUUCAUUCUCUUCCUUCCCAUACCUCAGCUCAAGCUUUCUAUCUCCCCAAAAGAUGAAGAAACGAAGACAGAGAUUGAGACUUGUCUAGAGUAACACAAACCAAUGACAAAACAGGUUCAGAGAAGUUGAAGCUUGUCCAGUGUCACAGAGCAGAGCUGGAAGUAAAACUUGUAUUUCCUGACUUCCAGAUUAGUAUUAUUUCUCCAUCAAGCUAUUACUUCUUGGUGAGUUAAUGUGGGAAAAAUUCUGGUAUUUUGAAGAUGUCUCGGCACAGUAUUGUUUCCUGUUUAAAUUACAAGUAACUUCAGUUUUUAGAGAAAAAAGAAGUUGGGAUUUUUUUGUAAAAUCAUGCCAUCUGAACAGAAACUGUUAUUUUUUGAUGAAAAACAAACUACUUUAAGAAAAGAUUAUGAUGUGAAAAAUGAGAUAGUAGAUACUAUCAGAUCAGUACCUAGAGCAAAAAUUUCAGAAAGUAGUUUUCACUAUGAACUAAAAAAUGUGAAAAUUGAUUUGCCGAAGAUAAAUAUUCCAAAUGAAGUCUUUUUGAACCAUGAAGUUGACAAAUACAGAAAAUUAUUUCAGCGUCAACCACAGACUGCAAGAAAAUCUAUCAGUGUAAAGACUGUAAGCUGUGUAGAGGAGUGUAUGUUGCUCCAUAAGUCUGAGCGAGUUGAAGAAGAGGGUUUAAAAAUGUCUGCAAAAAUACUCAAUUUCAACUGUUUAAAAUGCCGAGAUAGCACUCGAUACAGUCCAAAUGAUUUGCAGAAACACUUUCAGAUGUGGCACCAUGGUGAAUUACCUUCAUAUCCUUGUGAAAUGUGCAGUUUUUCAGCAAAUGACUUCCAGAUAUUUAAACAACACAGACGGACACAUAGAAGCACUUUAGUAAAAUGUGACAUUUGUAACAAUGAGAGUGUAUAUACUUUAUUAGACUUGACAAAACAUUUUGCAUCCACACAUUGUGUAAAUGGUAGUUUUCAAUGUGAAAAGUGCAAAUUCUCCACCCAGGAUGUUGGCACAUUUGUUCAGCACAUUCAUAGACAUAAUGAAAUCCAUUAUAAAUGUGGUAAGUGCCAUCAUGUAUGUUUUACCAAAGGAGAGCUUCAGAAGCACCUUCAUGUUCAUUCUGGUACAUUUCCCUUCACUUGUCAAUAUUGUAGCUAUGGUGCCACUAGGAGAGAGCACCUAGUAAGACAUGUUAUAACUUUGCACAAAGAACACUUAUAUGCGAAAGAAAAACUGGAAAAAGACAAAUAUGAAAAGAGGAUGGCAAAGACUUCAGCAGGACUUAAGCUGAUACUGAAAAGAUACAGAAUAGAUGCAUCAAGGAAGACGUUCUGGAAACGCAAGAAGAUCAACAAUGGAAGUGACAGGAGUAUAGAAAAAAACACUCAAGUGCUUAAAAAAGUGAACAAAACACAGGCUAAAUCUGAAGACCAGAGCCAUCUUGUUCAAGAGCAUUUAAAUGAAGAAAAGGAUGAAAGACCACACUGUGAGAAUAAUGAUAAACCUGCUGAGUCAGAGUCAGAAAAGCCAACUCUUCUGUCCACUGGGCAAUGUAAUAGAGCUGAAGAGGGAUCAAAUUCUACUCUAGGUUUCUUGAAGACUGCUGUACAAGGACCUACAGUGUUAAUGGUGAAAAAUAAUAGAAUAACAAUUCCUGCUAACUACAGUGCUGAUUUUAUGGGAUUUAAGAUGGUGGAUGGAAAACAACAUAUUGUAAUAAAAUUGUUACCUACCAAUAAACAGAAUUUAUAUUUACCAGGCUCACAGUCAGAUGCUACAAAGGACAGUACUGCCAAUUUGCAGCCCCAGACUUUGGACACUACUGGAUUUUUAGCAGGAGUAACAGCUGAAUUAAGUGACACAGUUUACAUGAAAGCAAAUACUCCAUUUUCAUGUUCAUCUCCUAUAUUUUCAGGGAAAGUAACGUCAGAAAAAGAAAUGGCUUUGCUAUCUCAAACGAGUAAUACGCUUCAAACAAUGGAUGAUGAUAAAAAUGUGUCUUCUUUGUCAGCAUCAGAAUUGGUUUCAGCAUCAGUGAAUUUGACCACAAAAGUUGAAACAAAAGAUAAUAUUGACCUAUGGGGAAGUUAUAUUACUCAGAGUCACCCUGAGAUAUCAGGUGCUGCCAUUAGAAGUCCAGAUAAAGUCAACUCUACUACCAAACAAAAUGCAUACAACAGUGGAGAUAUGCAUAACUAUUGCAUUAAUUAUGUCAACUCUGAGUUACCUGUUGAAUCUUCCAACCAAGGAUCAUUGCCCUUUCAUAAUUACUCAAAAGUAAAUAAUUCUAAUAAACGUCGUAGGUUUUCAGGAACAGGAAUGUGUGAAAACCCUCAAAAAGAACCUUCAUCAAGCAAGACAGUUGUUCAACAACCAAUAAGUGAAUCAGUUUUAUCACUGGUGAGGAAGGAGAGCUCAAAUCCAGAUAGCAUGUUAGCAUCUAUUAGCCUUUUAAAUACUAAAGAUGGAACUUUAAAAAUGCAAACUGAAAUUGAAGAACAGUGUGUUUUAGAAAAAGGAGAAAACAUUGAUGGACAGAACUUAUACACUAAUGAAAAUCAGAAUUUAGAGAGCAUGACUGAGAAAUCUAAGUGGGAUGACAUUUCUAAUGUUGAGUCACCUAUGAUGCCUAGAAUCACAUCUGUUUUCUCUCUCCAGAGUAAACAGGCAUCAGAAUUUUUGCCACCUGAAGUAAACCAGUUACUUCAGGAUGGAUUAAAAACAAAAUCUGAGGUAAAACAAGACUCUAGUAAUAGUAACACUCCUGAUAAAGGCCUGCCACUUCAUUGUGACCAGUCAUUUCAGAAACUUGAGGGAGAAGGCAAAACAGUUGAUUCUUCAAAAGACUUCAAAGUACAAGGCAUCUUCCCAAUCCCAUCUGGUGGUAUAGGGAUUAAUGUGCCUACAAAUGAUCUGAAUUUAAAAUUUAGUGGAAAAGAAAAACAAAAUGUGUCAAUAUCACAAGAUGUGAGAGAUUCAGAAAAGACACCUAGAAUUUCAGGUAUUGGCACAUUACUUAAGACUCAGUCAGAUGCAAUAAUAACACAGCAGCUCGUAAAAGAUAAACUACGAGCCACUACACAAAAUUUAGGUUCUUUAUAUAGGCAGAGUCCACUUCUGAAUUCAGAACCAAAAAAGGCUAUAUUUGUUCAGACUCCAAAAGGCUUUUUUGUACCAUUGCACAUUGCUAACAAGCCUGGAUUACAUGUUGUUUCAGGAAGACCACUUCCAUUGGUUAAUACACAAGGUGUACCUGCUUCUCUUCUUUUAAAUAAGAAACCUGGGAUGAUUUUAACAUUUAAUAAUGGGAAACUUGAAGGUAUUUCCACUGUCAAAAUUGAGAGUUCUCAAGCUUGUGGAACUACAGCUAAGGAGCCCUGCAGAACACCUUUUUUAAAGGUAGAACCAAACAGUAAUUGUCUGACACCUGCACUUUGUUCCAGCAUUGGCAGUUGUUUGAGCAUGAAAAGUAGCUCAGAAAAUACUUUGCCAUUAAAAGGCCCUUACAUUAUCAAAACAUCAGCAAAUUCUUCAGUGAAAGCUGUUCCUACUCCUAAUACAGUAUCUGAGCAUCAGGGCACCAAAUUGAAUAACUUGGACUCAGUAAAACAGCAGAAUGAGAUUUUUCCAAAACCACCUCUUUAUACCCUCUUGCCUGAUGGCAAACAAGCUGUUUUUUUAAAGUGUGUGAUGCCAAAUAAGACUGAGCUGCUUAAGCCUAAAUUAGUCCAAAAUAGUACAUAUUAUCAAAACAUACAGCCAAAGAAACCUGAAGGAACACCACAAAAAAUAUUGCUGAAAAUUUUUAACCCUGUUUUAAAUAUGACUGCUGCUAACAAUCUGUCUGUAAGCACCUCUGCAUCCUCAUUGCAGAAAGACAAGGUACCAUCUAAUCAGACUUCAGGAGGAGAGCAGAGAGAGCCAGAAUCUUCUAGAGAUGCCUUACCCUUCUUACUAGAUGAUAUGAUGCCAGCAAAUGAAAUUGUGAUAACUUCUACUGCAACAUGCCCAGAAUCUUCUGAGGAACAAAUGUGUUUCACUGACCGUUCAGACACCAGGGUAUUAAGGUGUAAAACAAAUUGUACAAUCGAGAGAAACUUCAAUAGAAAAAAGACUUCGAAAAAAAAAUUUUCAAGAAUUAAAACUCAUGUAAGAAGUAAAGAUUCUGAAACUGCCUUUGUAUCUAGAAACAGAAACUGUAAACGAAAGUGUAGGGAUAGUUACGAAGAACCUCCAAGAAAAAAAGCAACAUUACAUAGAAAGUGUAAAGAAAAGUCUAAACCUGAAGAUGCCCGUGAAUCGUUCGAUUUUAGCAGACCAAGGCUUUCAAAAGAUUCAGUCAGAACUUUGCGGCUUUUCCCCUUUAGUUCCAAACAGCUUGUGAAAUGUCCUAGGAGAAACCAACCAGUUGUAGUUUUGAAUCAUCCUGAUGCAGAUGCACCAGAAGUAGUAAGUGUAAUGAAAACUAUUGCUAAAUUUAAUGGACGUGUACUUAAGGUUUCAUUGUCAAAAAGAACUAUCAGUGCUUUACUGAAGCCAGUUUGUGAUAAUGCCCCAAAAACAAUUUAUGGUGAUUUUUCCAAAAGACAUAAAACAUUGAAACCUGUUAGUUCUGUGAAAGAAAGAUUUGUGCUAAAAUUAACACUCAAAAAGACAAGCAAAAACAAUUAUCAGAUUGUGAAAACUACCUCUGAAAAUGUUCUGAAAGCUAAAUUUAACUGUUGGUUUUGUGGUAGAGUAUUUGACAAUCAGGAUGCUUGGGCUGGUCAUGGGCAGAGACAUUUAAUGGAGGCCACUCGUGAUUGGAAUACGUUAGAAUAAUUUACUGUAGUUACCAAGGAAAAGGAAAGUAAAACUAUCUUAGAAGAAAACAUGGGUUGGAUUACCUUAAGGCAGACAUUUUCUACUUCAGUAUAGUACCUAAAAUUGAGCAUCUGAAAGUUGGCUAUAUUUCCAUGGGAGACAAAAAAAGUUUUAUGUGUGAUACUUGAAAAUGCUAUCACUGCACACAUAAGUUUUGCAAGAAACUAAUUGCAGCACAGAUGUAUCUUGAUUUAAUUUUUUUAAAUGUGUUCUUGGGAAGUUAGGGCUAAAGAAAAUUUUGAUAAAAGUUUUCCCAAUUUAGUUAUAUAGUGACUCUUAGUAGAGGGUAACGGCUGACAGCUCCAUUCCCUCUCUUCUUCCACCAGCCUUAUGAAUCUGAUAAGUGUAGCUCCUCUGAAGAUGGAGAGCUCUUUCACCAUGGAGCUGAAGGAGUUUCUCCUCAUUUGUGAAGAUACACUAAGAGCUUGAGUAAAGAACUUAACUUUAUAUCUGCUAAAUAUAGUUCUUUUGAAGGGUGUUAGGCUCCUCUGAGAGUACAUUUAACUAACUACAGUUGCACCUCAUGAUGCUUGAAAUAGAGUUUUUCACAAGUAAAUCUUUUUUCUCUUAUGCUGUGUCCCAUAUCAGGAAUUGGAAUACCUUCCCAAGGUGAUUUUCUUUUUCUAAAUGGCUAUGUCAAGCCUUGCAGUAGAUGGGCAGCCUCAAAAGAAGAAUUAAACUCUCUUAGUCCAGUUUAAAGUCUGAUUAAAGAACUUGAACAUUUUUCUGAAUUUGAUGAUAAUCUCCAGUGAUUCUCUUGCACAGAACUAUGCUUAUUAAAUUGUUUGUACCCCAUAAAUCAAGUGGCCAAUAUUUAUCUUGGUUUCCAUCCAUUUGAAAAGUGGAACAUAGAAGCACUUCCAUGGGAAUGGCUUUUCUUGAAAAUUAAGAAUCACUCUACAGGAAAAAUAUUUUGAAGCAAGAUUAGCAAAGCAAAUCAGAUUUUUGCUGUUUAAUUACUAUUAGGUGUCUGAACAUGUACACAUUGGGACAAACCAUUUUUGUUAGCACCUUUUUAGUCUCACUGACAACCCAAAGCAGAUUAUUUUACUGAUUGUUGGCAGUUGAAAUGAAGAAGCAUUAGUAGUGGACUCAGUGGCAGGGCAUAAAACUUCAGGACCGAUUCCUAGGGGGUAUACCCAGCAGGUAGAGUUUUAAAAUGGAUAUUUUCAUGACGACAACAGAGUCAUCGAUUGAAACUUCACCAUGUAAGUUUGGAUCAAAUUUUGUUGGAUUAUUGGAUAAUGGAGUUCUUGUAUUACAAAUUACUGUAUAAUUUUUGUUAUAUUGUUACUACAAGUGUUAAAACAUUUUCAUUGAUUGAAAACUUCAGGGCUUCUUUUCUGUAUAUAAGAAAGAAUUUAAACCUGUACAUAUUUUUGUACUUUUCAGUUUGUUAUGUAAAUUUUGCACAGAAGAUUUUUGACAUAAAAAGUUUAUUUUCUUUCCAUUUAGUUCUGUGCAUGCACUAAUAAAACUGGUUGUUUAAUUUAAAAGGAAUAUGUAAGACUUUACCCAUGUUAUUUUCUUGGUUUUUAUUUUAGAUGUAGAAUUUUUUUUUUUUGGGUAAAUUCAUUUUUCAGGGAUUGAACACUAUUGUUAGCAAGUGCCUAAAAGAUGUGAAACAGUUUACAUAUGUCAACUGUAACAGUAGGUCCCAAAUGGGCCCAUUCCCCCAAAAGUUUUAUUUUAAAGAAAGCCAUACAUAGAUGCUUCAAGCUAUCUUGCUAUGCACAUUAUACGUGUACUUUUUUGUGCAGUUUGUCUACUUUCCUAGUGAAGUAUUUUUUGUAUAAAACCUGUUACAAUUGUAUUUCUUAAAUUGAGCCUAAGAAUGGAGUUGAUUGGAAAUACACAGUAUAUAUUAAUAAUGUAUAAGGUGUUUAAAGAAUGGUAAGCAAUGUUAAUUUCUGUAAUGAACAUUUUCUUCAAUUAAAUUUAUCUUAAGUUUGUGUUUA
Messenger RNA from Leptonychotes weddellii (Weddell seal), 9340 nucleotides. NCBI's taxonomy places the organism in Eukaryota, Metazoa, Chordata, Mammalia, Carnivora, Phocidae. The record is from RefSeq and is a predicted model, not a curated record.